CGAAUACGAGUGAAACGCCUCAGACGGACAAGAAUGUGCUGAAACAGCUGAGAGACACGCUGAGCGAGAAACUCGAAGCCUUGAAACUUUUAGACAACGAGAUUGUCGAGAUACUAAGUAAUAGUGAAGCCGAAGAUGCAGAACAACAGCUGGAAAAGGAAAUUCAGGAGACAGAUGAUACGCGAGCUGAAUUACAAAAAAUUAUUGUCGACGUGAAUGACGCAUUGUUCGAAGCCUUGCUGUCACUACCACAAGGUCAAGGUACACCAUCGAAUCUGAAUAUGAACGCUACGCCCAAACAGACUGUUCGCGCAAAGCUCCCAAAUUUAGAG
Molecule: messenger RNA, 332 nt
Organism: Paramuricea clavata
Lineage: Eukaryota; Metazoa; Cnidaria; Anthozoa; Malacalcyonacea; Plexauridae
Source: the annotation of a GenBank genome assembly